Eruca vesicaria subsp. sativa (arugula) is the source of this 696-nucleotide messenger RNA. The record is from the annotation of a GenBank genome assembly. NCBI's taxonomy places the organism in Eukaryota, Viridiplantae, Streptophyta, Magnoliopsida, Brassicales, Brassicaceae.
AUGGCCUCUGAAAAAAACAUCGAAAACAAACACCAAAAGAAUCUAUUCAUGUCCAUCUUUACAUUCCAUUGCCGCCUUCUGCGUUGUGUUUCCAGGUGCUUUACAGCCACAUCCCUCAGCUACCCAUCCACAAUACAUGAUGACUAUACAAAACUCGAGAACCAACCUCACACGAAAAGGACAAUCAUCCUCGAUCUUGAUGAAACAUUGGUUCAUUCAACCACCCAAAUCCCUGGAGUCAGAUAUGAUUUCAUGGUGAUGGUGAAAAUGGAAAGCGAGAUCAUGCCAAUCUUUGUGGUGAAACGUCCUGGUGUGACUGAGUUUUUGGAAAGACUUGGUGAGAGCUUCGAAGUGGUGGUUUUCACAGCUGGUCUGGAAGAUUAUGCUUCACAGGUUUUGGAUAAGAUAGACCAGAACGGUGUGAUCUCGCAGCGGCUGUAUAGAGACUCGUGCAGGGAAGUGAAUGGAAGAUAUGUGAAGGACUUAUCUAUGGUAGUGGGGGAAGAUCUUGCAAGUGCUUUGAUAGUUGAUGAUAAUCCAUCUUCUUACUCUUUACAGCCAGAGAAUGGAGUGCCUAUAAAGGCUUUUGUGGAUGACCUGAAAGAUCAAGAACUCAUGAAGCUUGUGGAGUUUUUAGAAAUCUGUUACGUGUAUGAGGAUAUGAGGGAUGCAGUCCAGGAUCUUCUUGCUAACUAG